Messenger RNA from Rhodotorula toruloides NP11, 1686 nucleotides. RefSeq names its product phytase. Bases 1 to 1686 code for a protein of 561 amino acids. The transcript has 13 exons. Gene Ontology annotation, molecular function: acid phosphatase activity. The record is from RefSeq and is a predicted model, not a curated record. Lineage: Eukaryota; Fungi; Basidiomycota; Microbotryomycetes; Sporidiobolales; Sporidiobolaceae.
AUGCAACAUCCCGAGGGAGUGCCAGACGACUCCGACCUCGACUCGAACGCCCCGCUCCUCCCCACCACCGCACGAACUGAUGAAGAACGCAAGGACCCUUCGCACGCCCGGUACCGCUUCGCCUGGGCUUGGGCGGUGUUGGGAACGUUCGCUAUCGGUCUAUUGUGGCUGGCGUUUGGGCAGGCAUACCUGGACAGGCGUGAAGACGAGGCGAGGAAGGGCGACCCUGGGUUCCCCUCUCGAAUCGGCUUCGAGGGUCCCACACCGACUGGAGGCGAAGCCUUUGCCGCCGCGACGUCCUACCCACACAACUUCGACUCCUCACCUCUCAACCCUCCUCCCUCCCUUGCUACCGAGGAGUUCAAUCUCCUACACUACCUAGGCAACCUCUCUCCCUGGCGGACCGUCAAUCACGGCCUGAAGAGCACAGCGCAAGUCCCGGACGGCUGCGUCGUCGAACAGGUCCAGCUCCUACACAGACAUGGCGCUCGGUAUCCGACGUCAGGAGCCGGCACCGAGUCGUUCGCCAAGAACGUCGUGGGUGUAGAGGGCUUCAAGGCAUCUGGCAACCUCACGUUCCUCAACGACUGGAAGUACCGCCUAGGCGCCGAGAUUCUCACGCCCUUCGGGCGUGAACAGCUCUUCAACCUCGGCGUGUCGUUCCGCACGAAGUACGGUCACCUCCUCAAGCCGGGUCAGAAGCCCGUCUUCCGAACGGAAAGUCAGGAUCGGAUGCUCAAGUCGGCGCUGAACUUUGCGGCUGGCUUCUUCGGAGUCCCAUACGAGGAGCAGUACCACCAGCUUAUCACGGUCGAAUGGCCCGGCUUCAACAACACUCUCGCGCCCUACAUGACCUGCAAGAACGCCAAUCGCAUGGACUUGACGCGAGGCCCUCAGAAGAUGGCAGAAUGGAUCAAGAUCUACCUUGCGGACGCGCUUGAGCGGAUGCAAGCGCAGGUCGAGGGCGUCAAGCUGACGCAUCGAGACGUCUUCAACAUGCAACUCCUCUGCGCCUACGAGCUCGUCGCACUCGGUGGAUCGGCCUUCUGCCCGCUCUUCACGGAGGACGAGUGGCGCGGCUUCGAGUACGCGCACGACAUCGAGUUCUUCGACAUCUUCUCUUUCGGUCAAUCCGCACAGGCCGCAGUCGGCAAGGGCUGGGUGCAAGAAUGGCUUGCGCGCACGCUGAACCAGCCGCUCUCCGAGUUCAAUUCGACGACCAACUCGACCUUGCACACCAGUCGCUACUUCCCGCUCGACCAGAACAUCUAUGUCGACGCCACACACGACACAAUCGUCUCCGCCGUCAUCGUCUCGCUCGGCUUCUCCUCGUUCGCUCGCUCCGCCCCUCUCCCGACUGAUCAUAUCCCGCACGACCUUUCCUUCGUCACCUCCUCCAUCUCUCCCUUCGCGGCCAACCUGCAUUCGCAGGUUCUGUCCUGCCCCGACUCGCCACUCGCCAAGCCCGGUCGCUCGCGCUUCGUUCGCUGGAUACUGAACGAUGGCGUGGUCCCGCUCGACAGCAUCGACGGGUGCGUGGCCAACGAGGAAGGCAUGUGCGAGCUGGACGCCUUCGUGCGAGCGACGCAGCGGCGACUGGAGGAGAUUGAUUGGGCGUACGAUUGCCUCGGCCACUACAAGCUUCCGCGCGAACCUAUCAGAGAUGGACGCCCGCCACAUUCCUAG